UAUUGUUGGAUGCUGGGGAUCAAUGGCAGGGUACUCUUUGGUAUACUGUGUUCGGUGAAACAGUCAUAGCUAGGUUUAUGAAUCUUCUUAGGUAUGAUGCCAUGGUCCUUGGAAACCACGAGUUUGAUAAUGGCCCUUCUCCUAUAGCGAACUUUCUAAAUCUUGUUAACUUCCCAGUGAUCAGCUCUAACGUUAAUGUGACAAAGGAUGAUCAACUCAGGGGUAGAAUUCCCCCGUCUGUAGAGUUUGAAUUUGGAGGUGAUAAGGUAGCAAUUGUUGGAUAUACCACUAUUGACACACCAAGCAUCUCCAAGCCAGGCCCUACUAUCACUUUUGAAGAUGCUUAUGAGAGCAUUCAGAAAGAGGUCGACGCUGUAAAGGGCAGAGGGGUCAAUAAAAUCAUUGUGCUAAGUCAUGGAGGGGCUGAUGUUGAUAUGACUCUCGCUAAGCAACUGAUUGGUGUUGAUAUGAUAGUUGGUGGACAUACGCAUACAUUUCUAUACAAUGGGACGUCACCAACCAAUGAGGACCAAGUAGAAGGACCAUACCCCAUUGUCAUUGAUUCCGAAGUUCAACCAGGCAUGAAAGUUCUUAUUGUUCAGGAUUACAUGUUUGGGAAAUACCUCGGGAAAAUAACAAUCAAUUUUGAUGAUGAUGGCAAAAUUAUUUCAUUUACUGGAAACCCUAUCUUGCUCAGUUCAAACGUCACAAAGGAUCCAGUUGUAAUGAAGGAAAUCACUGAAAAGAAAGAACAAUUCAGUGCUGAGAUGUCUAAGGUAAUUGGCACCACGCGUGUCAUGCUGGAUAGUCAGCCUUGUAAGAAAGAAGAAUGUAACUUUGGCAAUUUGAUAACCGACGCUAUGGUGCACAAAAUGCUCGAAUAUGCAACCGAGUCCAACGGAUGGACCGACGCCGCAAUUGCAAUUAUGAACGCAGGGAGUAUUAGAAUACCCAUUUCUAAUACUGGUGGAGGUGAGGUAUCAAUUGAAGAUAUUCAACGGGUUCUUCCAUUUAGGAAUACAAUCGAUGUAAUUGGACUUAAUGGAACAACCUUAAGGAAGGUCAUAGAGCACUCAUUGUCUUUUAUAGGCCGCCCCAACUUUAUCCAGGUAGCAGGUAUGAGGAUUGUUGCUAGUACACAGAGGCCUGUUGGAUCACGAGUGUUGUCAAUUAUGGUUCAGUGUUCUGACGACUGUGACACUCCGGUCUAUGAGGCUUUAAAAGAGGACAAGGUUUACAAGGUCGCCAUGUCAACAUUCUUAGCAGAUGGAGGUGAUGGUUAUACUAUGAUCAAAGAGGACAAGAUAAGCCAUGAGUUACAAAGUAACUUGGACUCAAGUGUCGUCAUAGAUCACAUUUCCAAAAUGUCGCCGAUCUCUGCUGCUGUGGAGGCGAGAAUCGCGACACAGGUUAAGGAGAUCAGAAAGUCAUAUAAAAAUGUACUAUUGUUGGAUGCUGGGGAUCAAUGGCAGGGUACUCUUUGGUAUACUGUGUUCGGUGAAUCUGUAAUUGCAGAAUUUAUGAAUCUUCUUGGAUAUGAUGUUAUGGUCCUUGGAAACCACGAAUUUGACGAGGGUCCUACUGCUUUGGCAAACUUUGUGAGCCUUGCAAAUUUCUCCAUAAUUAGCGCCAACGUUAAUGUAACAAAUGAUGUUCAACUUAGGAAUAAAAUCGCCCCGUCCGUAGAAUUUGAAUUUGAGGGUGAAAGAGUAGCAAUUGUGGGGUAUACCACGACUGACACACCGUUCAUAGCCAAACCAGGUCCAACUAUAACCUUCGAAGACAUCUACCAGAGCGUACAAUCAGAAAUCGGCGCUGUCAAACGUAAGGGAAUCAACAAAAUCAUUGUGUUGGGUCAUGGCGGGAUCCACAUCGAUAUGGAUCUCGCCAAAAAGCUAACUGACGUUGAUCUGAUAGUUGGAGGACAUACGAAUACAUUUCUGUAUACUGGAGACACCCCAGCAGAGGAGGACGAUAUCGAGGGACCAUAUCCUCUAUUUGUCGAUUCCGAUGCAGAACCAGGAAGAAAAAUCCCAAUUGUUCACGAUUAUGCGUAUGGAAAAUACCUCGGGAAAAUAACACUGGAUUUUGAUGCUGACGGCAAUCUUGUGUCUUAUAUGGGAAACCCAAUCCUGCUUAGCAGCAACGUCACAAAAGAUCCGAAUGUAUCAGCAGUAGUUACACAGAGGAAAAGUGCAUUUGAUAAUGAAACCUCUCGAGUGAUCGGAUCGACCAGAGUCAUGUUGGACAGUAUAUCCUGCAAGGAAGGGGAAUGUAGCUUUGGUAACCUUAUAACCGACGCCAUGGUGCGCAAAAUGUUAGAAUAUUCCAAAGGAGUUGAUGGUUGGACGGAUGCUUCAAUUGCCAUCAUGAACUCUGGAAGUAUCAGAGUAUCUAUAUCAAAUGAAGGAGGCGGUCCAGUGACAAUUGGUGCAGUACAACAUGUUCUUCCAUUCAGAAACACGAUUGACAUAGUUGGACUUAAAGGAACAACUCUAAAGGACGUCAUGGAGCAUUCAGUGUCUCUUAUUGGUCAUCCAAGGUUCCUACAAGUGGCAGGUUUGAAGAUCGUUGCUGACACUUCUCAACCAGUUGGGUCUCGAGUGGUGUCAAUCCUGGUACGAUGUGCUGAAUGUGACACUCCAGUAUAUGAGCCUCUAGACAAUGACAAAGUGUAUAAGGUCGCAAUGUCAACAUUUUUAGCAGAAGGAGGCGAUGGAUACGCUAUGAUAAGAGAGAACAAAACACUCCACGAGGAACAAAAUAAUUUGGACUCAAGCGUAGUAAUCGAGCACUUCUCCAAGAUGUCUCCAAUUAUUGUUGGGAUAGAAGGAAGAAUUACUCUUCAACAAAGCAACACAAAAUUUACUACAGAAUCAGACGAGUCAACGACGAUUUCAGUGACAUCACGUGUUACGUCACCGGCUCCGUGUGACUGUGAUUGGUGUAAAAGAAAAGAACGAUGCGAGGAAGAUGGCUGGAUCUUUGACGAUGACGACGAUUGUUCACGUUCCUCUGGGGGACCCUUGGUAUCAAUAGUCAUGACAUUGAUAGGACUGAUCAUAACCCGAAUAAGCACUUGGCGAUAAUUCAAUUUAAAAAUAUCAACUUUACCCCAUCCGUCUCAUUUUGGCACUUUUGAAAAAAGUUCCCAACUCGGAUUUAUAUAAGUGUCAAUAUUUAUACAAAAAUAUUCACAUUUAUUUUAAUACCUCAUAUGUGUAUGCAUAAAAACAUGCAUGUUUGAAUGACAAUCGUGUAUAUUUGGACACGAGCAAUUUUAUAGUUAAUUAUCAAACAUCA
Owenia fusiformis is the source of this 3303-nucleotide messenger RNA. The record is from the annotation of a GenBank genome assembly. NCBI's taxonomy places the organism in Eukaryota, Metazoa, Annelida, Polychaeta, Sabellida, Oweniidae.